Messenger RNA from Leishmania mexicana MHOM/GT/2001/U1103, 1461 nucleotides. Its product is annotated as putative amino acid permease. Gene Ontology annotation, biological process: amino acid transmembrane transport. Gene Ontology annotation, molecular function: amino acid transmembrane transporter activity. The coding region runs from base 1 to 1461 and encodes 486 amino acids. The transcript has a single exon. The record is from RefSeq and is a predicted model, not a curated record. Lineage: Eukaryota; Euglenozoa; Kinetoplastea; Trypanosomatida; Trypanosomatidae.
AUGAGCGGCGCGAACAAGAACAACCAUUGUAGCGACAGCGACGACUGCUCCGCCCCGCUGCCCGAGGAGCUCGCCACCCACUACCCCUACACCGAAACGGGCGGGAAUGUCCUUGCCGCAGACAGCGCUGCUGUCACAACGAUGAAGCGCGCCGCGGGCGAGUCCUGCUCCUCGUCCAGCGUCGACGCACUGGCCGCGCCACAAGCCAAAUCGACUGGCGUGCGCGGGGUCUUCGAGAGGGUCUACUCCAUCAUUCCCCAUGGUGGGCUGGUCGCCAACAUCUACAAUCUGGCAAGCGCCACCCUCGGUGCCGGAAUUGUCUCUGUGCCGUCCGGCUUUCACCAGUCUGGUAUGGUGGUGUCGGCUGUGCUGCUCGCCGUUGUGUGUGCGUGCACCAUCUACUCCAUUCGCUUGCUGGGUCAGACGAAGCUGAAGACGGGUCUGCGGUCGUAUGAGGAGAUGGCACGCGGCAUGCUGGGCCGCGGCUGGGACUACUUUACGGCGUUCCUCAUGCUAAUGUUCUGUUGGGGCACGUGCGUCGGGUACGUCAUCUCAAUCGGCGACUUGCUGUCGCCGAUGCUGGAUGGCCCCAACACGAACGCGUUCCUCAAGACGGACAAUGGCCACCGCCUGCUCAUUGGACUGAUUUGGUUCGUUGGCAUGUUCACGCUGUCGCUGCCGAAGGAGAUCAACUCGCUACGCUACGCCUCUGUGGUCGGCGUGUCUUUUGUCGUCUUCUUCGUCAUCUGCGUGAUCAUCCACUCCGCCCGCAACGGCCUCAAGAACGGCAUCCGCAAGGACAUCGUGCUCAUCAACAACGGCAUGCCGGCCGUCAACGGUCUCACGCUGUUCAUUUUCGCAUUCAUCUGCCAAGUGAACGUGUUUGAGAUUUUCGACGAAAUGCAGAAGCCCACGCUCGGCCGCAUGACGCGCGACGCGACGAUCAGCAUGCUCGUCGUGGCGUUGCUGAACUUCUUCUCUGGCUUCUUCGGCUACUGCGACUUUGGCGCGGAGGUGGACGGCUCGAUUCUGCUGCUGUACCGCCCGCUUGAGGAGCCGCUCUUCAUGAUUGCGUACAUUGGUAUUUGCAUCAAGCUGUGCGUCGGCUUCGCCAUCUGCAUCCAGCCCUCGCGCGAUGCCAUCUACUACUGUCUGGGGAUGGGCAAGACGUCUGAUGUGAAGGACUGGCUGAACUGGAUCGUGAGCGGCGUCCUUGCCCUUGCUGCGCUCAUCUGCGGUCUCUUCAUCCCCAGCAUCAACGUCGUCUUCUCUCUGCUCGGCGGUAUCUGCGGUGGCUUUCUCGGCUUCAUGUUUCCAGCGUACUUCUUCAUCUACUCGGGUGGCUUCACGCUCAAGAAGGUCGGCAUCCUGAACUACCUUGGCUGCAUCGUGCUGGUCGUUGGUGGCGUGGUCGCCGUCGUCUUCGGCACAGGUGUUGCCAUCUUCAGCGAGAUCCCUUGA